UGAAAAUCUCGAUAAUUUUAUGCAUGACCCACAUCAAAUGUUUUCUCAAACGCGUGUUAUCUGUGGAACGGCCUGUCGUACAGCUGUCCUCACAAUAAGGAAUUAUUCAAUACAAAAGAAAAUGGUUGGAAAGUUUUAUCUCCGCUUUUAUUAUUAAUAAUUAAGUAAACUUUUUUUCUUCUCUUCAAUCUUGAGAAAACAAAGGUCAACUAAUUAAAAAUUUGCAGUGGUUAUAAGUAUAAGUUAUAGUCAGCUGGGAAUAAUUUGAUAAUAAUAAUAAUACUAUAUUACUCUAUACUAUUUUAUUAAUACUAUGAUACUAGCAGUGUAGUCAGUAGUCAACCAUUUGCCAUUUAUUAUCGGCUGAGGGUUAUAUUCAGUCUUAUUAUACACAGUUGGCUGGGAAUAACUUUUGACUUGGAGCGUUAUUCCCGGCCGACCGUUUAUAACACCUUCCUUGCUUUAAAAAAUUAUUAAGUGGCACCAAGUGCAUUUUUUUUUAUAUAUUAAAGAGGGUAAAUCAACCUCAAUUCAUAAAUGGAGAAAUUUUAUUACCAAGUUCUAAUCGAAUAGAAAAAAACUAAUCAGGCUUUGGAGCCGUAACCAAUCUGUAUGGCGUACAAUUUUUACAAGUUACCCACACGCUAUGUCAUAGUCUAAAUAAACUAAAUUAUUAAUUUUAAUUAGCCUUAUGAAUGAUGAUGAUGACAUUUGAUGUUUGUUUACUUUUAGCGCUUGUCUCUAGCUAUUUUAGCAUGCUCACAGUGCUCUGAUAUCCUAAAAUUUAUUUAAAGAAAAAAAGUCUUUUAAUGGUUCUUAAAUACUUAUACUUAUAGACUUAAUGAAAAGGCCAUCUUAAGUCUUAAUCCAAAUUUUUCUUCAUUUCCAUUACAUUUUGAAUUUCUUUUUUUUUCCAGUCAUCUAGCCCUAAAAGAACCAAGCUUACUGAGGAGGAGAGGAGCUCAACUCUGUCAUCAUUAAAAGAACUUGGCUGGACCUUAGUAGAAGGACGGGAUGCAAUUUACAAAGAGUUUAUAUUCAAAGAUUUCAAUCAGGUAAAUAAAAUUAAUGGUCGAUAAAAAUAAAAUCUCCAUACUUUCAUAUUUUGGAAAGUUACAAUUUUUUAACUCUCAUACAUACAUACACAACUUUUAGUUGACCUGUUAGUGACAUUAACUUUUCCCCUUGACUAAAACUAUUUGCUUUUUUCAUUUAGGCCUUUGGUUUUAUGACACGUGUUGCACUUAAGGCAGACAAAAUGGAUCAUCAUCCAGAGUGGUUUAAUGUAUAUAACAAGGUAAUAGUUAUGUUAUAUUUUGCAUCUUUACAAUUUUUUUUUUACAGGUAAGAAUUUUUUUUUAAUGUGUUGAAUCAACUUGCUAUUAGAAAUAAAUAUUUGCUGAGAUCAUAUUUGGAAAAACUCUAUGCCUGAAUGCCAUAGAGUUUUUCCAAAAAAAAAUUAUUCUUACAAUUAAAAUGCUCUUUAAUGAACAUUAAAAGGUUUAAGUUAAUUCAAUUCUUGAAGUCUUUGUUAAGCUUCUACUUCUAUUGUGCUAGAGAAUUACCUGAUUAAAAUGAACAAAUUAAAGUUUUAAAGUGAUUAAGUUAUAGGCUAAAUGUAUCUGUUAACAUUACAUCAACAGUCAUGCCUUUAUUUCACAUUUCUUUACACAAUUUCAGGUUCAGAUAACCUUAAGCACUCAUGAUGUUGGAGGUCUAUCCCACAGAGAUGUAAUCUUAGCAACUUUCAUUGAACAGGCAGCUACAUAAAUAUGUACUGCUGGAGAUGAAAGAUGUGACUUAUUAAAAAAGAAUGUACUAUUUUUGUGCAAAUUUUGUAACAAUAGCUUUUUUAGUCAUGAAUUAUUUACUAUGUUAUUGGAUAAGUUAUUAAAGAAGUACAGUUUGUAUGCAUUUAUUUAAAUUCAUUUGUGAUAUUUUUCAAUUAUUAUAUUUCCAUGAAAUCUGUAAAAGAAACCUAAUCAGUUCAAAAUACAUUUCUGUACCAUCUUGUUAAAUUGUUAGAUUUUUAUUUAUUUUUUUAAAUAUCUUAAAUCUUAUUUGAAUAUUUUUAGUAUUAUUUAAGGUUGUCAUCUUUUUAUUUAACUUUGAUAGAACAUAUUUCAAUAUAAUGUCAGCAUCAUUUGACCCUAGAUUUCUGUUCUUUAAUGAGAAAAUAAUUUCUUUUGAUUCCAAUUAUAAAUUCUAAUUACAUCAAUGUACAACAAAACAACAAAUUGUAAUGAAAUUAUUUAUUAAAUUUCUAAUUAUUAACAAUAAAUACACACAUAAAUGAUCAGAAUAAAUGAAUAAUUAAUUAUUUAUUAUAAGAACAAUAUAAUAAAGUAUAAAGGCAUUCGGGUGUUGAAAUUGAAGAAGAAACCAAUGCUUGUAGUUUCAACUGAUCUUUUGAAGCUUAUGCUCUAUAAUUCUGUGAAAAAAGAAACAUUAUGACACCACAUUAAUUUUUUCAAAGUUUUAAAUAAAAUAUCUUCGUUCUUAAAAUCUUUCAUUAUUUAUUGAGUCUUCAACACAUGCACAAAUUAAUAUAAAUUAUUGAACUAUAAUUCAAACAAGAUGUAUGAUAUUUUUUAUGGCAACAUCGAACUGCAAACCAAUAUAUUUUUAAAAUAUUCUAGUCAUUCUUCACUUACUCUAACUGCUUCAAAUACUGGCUUCGUUGAUGCCUCAAUAUAAUUAAGAUAGAAUCAUCUUCAAAUUCACAAUCAGACGCAUUAUCCUCAUCAUUCACUUUUAACAGUCAUGAAAUGGACAAAAAGAAAGAUAUUUAUUUAAAUAUCAGCAAGGUAAUUUGGAAUCCCACUUCACCACCAUCUUCAAAUUCAUUUACAGUACAGCCGUCUGAUCCACCCAGAAUUUUUUUAAUUCAGUUUGCAGUUACAGAGCAUUAACCUUUGAACAAUAAUUUUUAAGACUGUAAUGCUAUAUCUUCAGGAGAUUCAUGCCAGCAGCUUAAGCCGUUAUAUGUGCCUACAUAAAUGUGUAAAAUAUAAAUUAAAAUAUUAAGAGUGUUCUACUUAAAGUCUAUCAUUUAUUAAUAUUACUCUCUGAUGUUAUUUUAAAAAAUCUAAGCUUGGCACAAAAUAAAAAUAAUCUACCCAAAAGAAAAAUAUGUUGCAUCCUCCAAGCAACAAACAUUUUCCCUGUCAUCACUUUUAAUAAAUUAAUAUGAAUACAAAUUUAAUUGUACAUCCCUAGCAUAUUAAUUAAAUUUUGUUUUAAGAUCAUUUUUAUUAUUUAUGUGGUAAUUUAACAUGAUUUUCAUAACAAAUUCAAAAUAAUUUUAAUAAUUAAAAAAGAGAUAAAG
Messenger RNA from Lymnaea stagnalis (great pond snail), 3328 nucleotides. The record is from the annotation of a GenBank genome assembly. Lineage: Eukaryota; Metazoa; Mollusca; Gastropoda; Lymnaeidae.